AAAAGAUCAAGAUGGGUGAAAAUAAAGAUGAACCACCGUCCUACAAGGACUCCGUUACAAGUUAUGUUCCACCACCUGCCUACUCUGAGAGAGCUAAUAUUGAUGGUCAGAGUAAUUCAAGUGUGACUAACAAUAGAUCAAAUGCCAAUGUCUCCUCAAGCCAAAAUGCUCAAGAUAUUUCUGCGUCCUUCCAUUCUGACACAGAUUUAUCUGACUUUAAUAAUACUGUUGAUUCAUUUGAUUUUCAGCAACUAGAUGAUGUUUUAAAUGGAGUUGAUUUGAGUUCAGAUGUGAGACCAGGUUGAAACUUGAUAUUACAGCUUAAUGGAAGCGUACUUCGUCUAUCUGACUCUAUAGCGCCAAGUUAUUUCAAGGAAGAUGACUCACAUAUUAUAGUGACGCCAUUAAUCUCUUACAGCUAGCUAGUUGAUCUCAGGUUGGUAUUCAUUUGUUCAUUUCUUUGAAUUUCAAAAACUUUUGCUAUGAAAACACACAACUAUCGUCGGUGAUCUUGGAGAUAGAAAUAUAGCAGUCCAUUAUAUCAUAUUUAGUACAGCAACUUAUU
This is a messenger RNA of Hansenula anomala, 565 nucleotides long. RefSeq lists its product as uncharacterized. Lineage: Eukaryota; Fungi; Ascomycota; Saccharomycetes; Phaffomycetales; Wickerhamomycetaceae. The coding region runs from base 12 to 305 and encodes 97 amino acids. The transcript has a single exon. The record is from RefSeq and is a predicted model, not a curated record.